Aspergillus sclerotioniger CBS 115572 is the source of this 1523-nucleotide messenger RNA. RefSeq names its product Creatinase/aminopeptidase. The coding region runs from base 1 to 1350 and encodes 449 amino acids. The record is from RefSeq and is a predicted model, not a curated record. The transcript has 7 exons. NCBI's taxonomy places the organism in Eukaryota, Fungi, Ascomycota, Eurotiomycetes, Eurotiales, Aspergillaceae.
AUGGUCCAGACGCUGCCGUUCUUCAGCUACAGCAAUCGGCCAUCUCUAUCCCGCUACGAGGCAUUCGAGAAGUGUUCCAUUGACAAUCUCCGAGAAACCGGGUACUACUUUCUGGACACGGCAGCCCCAAUCACUGUCGAGGAGUUUGAGGAGCGCCGCAACCGCCUCGCGCGGGCUUUGGUGGCCGAUGGGGCAGACGCGUUCGUGGUGGAACCAGGCUAUACAUUCAAAUACUAUGCGAACGUGAGCCAGCCGGAAUGGGAGGUGUGGGAGUGCUCCCAUGCUCACCUCAUUCAGCCCGAGGAGCGCCCGUUCCUUAUGGUGGUGCAACCACAAUGGCACUCGUCGGGCCAGGUCACCGCGAAAACCACUUUCCUGUCCCCGUCAUUUGAAGCUGAGCGAGCCCGGCUCCUCAACAUGCCGUUUCUGGAGCCGAUCGAGAUCAUCCCCUGGGAAGAACACUGGAGCCCGUACGACACAUUGAAGAACUCGGUGAUCUUCUCGGCUCUUGACCGGACCCCUCGUCUCAUGGUGGACGAGGAAAUGCGCGACUUCAUCCAACGGGGACUUGGCCAGGUGGGCAUCGAAAUCUUUGGGUUGAUGGGGGAAGUCGAGAGAGUGCGACAGAUCAAAUCCGAUGCAGAGGUGGGCAUUCUCCGCGCCGUGAACACCGGGACCGUGGAAGCUGUCCGGCAGAUGCGCAAAUGCCUUUACCCCGGGCUGACGGAAAACGAGAUCGCGACCGUGUUGGACAACACCCUACGCUCGGCCGGCUUGGAGCCCUUCUUCGACAUUGUCUUAUUCGACGAGAACGCCGCGAACCCACAUGGAGGUACCAACGGCUCGAAGGUGCUUGAGCCGGAGACUUUUGUCCUGAUCGACGUCGGCGCCCAUCUCCUCGGUUACUCGUCGGAUAUUUGUCGGACAUUCUUCCCCCCAUUCCUUGAUCAGCCGACGGGUGAUGCAAUCCCAGCGCAUCUGAAGGAGAAAUUGGAGGUAUGGGAUGUCGUCUUCGAGGCGCAAACGCGAUCGAUCGGCCAGUUUCAGGUCAACUCUAGCGCGGCCAGCGUCGACAUUGCCGCCCGACAGGUGAUCACCGAGGCAGGAUAUGGCGAUGCUUUCACCCAUCGCGUCGGUCAUGGGAUUGGUAUCAAAGCUCAUGAAAGCCCGUACCUCAACAAGGGGAACCAUGAGACUCCACUGCGAGCGGGGAUGACCUUCACCUCGGAGCCAGGCGUGUAUCUGGUCGACCAGUUUGGCGUGCGCCACGAGGACAUCUUCUUAGUCCAGGAGGGCGCGGAGGCGAAGUUGUUGACCGGUCGUCGGGCGACUGGGCCCUGGGAGCCUUGAAAGUUCCAUGAUCCGAGGUUGUAGGGAACAUGAACGUGUAGGAGGCUAGGAGAUGAAGUGGUGGGAGAUGGAUGCGAUGCGCUGGUUGACAGAUGCCGGGUCACGCGCGGGAUCCCAAAUGGGGCUUAGCGUGAAAACCUCAGGCAUGUAGGAGACAAACACCAACAUUGAGG